AUGACUUCUCUAAAUACGCGAUUUGCAUUUGAUGCCAAAAACUUAAUUUCAUUUUGUAAAAAAUGCGAUAGCCAAGAUAUUUUAAGCCAAUCUGAGGCACUUAUAGAUUUAAAACUGAAAGAUUUAGACACUCGCUGGAGUAAAGUAGAAAAGUCGUAUGAAGAUCUAAUGCUUUCUGAUCAAAGUGAAGAAGUUAAAACUACAGCUCAAGAGCAAUACGAUUCAUGUGUCGACAUGUAUUAUUUAACCGUUUCCAAACUUCUUGAUGUGAUAAAAACGUCAAGAGAUAGUAUUGCUCGCGCUAGCAUAGAUUCAGCCCCAUUGAACACAUCUAAUGAUCGGUUAAGUACAGGUCUUAAAUUGCCCCCAUGCGAUACUCAAAUAUUUUCAGGAGGUUAUGAAGACUGGCCGGCAUUUCGUGAUAUGUUCACGGCAGUCUACAUUAACCAUCCAAGGCUAACUCUCGCAGAAAAACUUUAUCAUCUUAGAAAUAAAACUACCGGUUCAGCCGGAGCAAUAGUAAAAAGAUUCCCUUUAACCGAUAAUAACUUUCCUCUAGCUUGGCAAGCACUUAAGUUGCGGUAUGAAAAUGUAAGAGUUUUAGUCGACAAUCAGAUCCGUAACCUUUUCAAUAUUCCCGUAGCUAGCGUAGAGGAUAAUGAGUCCCUACAAAGAAUUCAUAGCUCAGUUACUGACUGUUUAGCUAUGCUUGAUACAAUGAGUAUAUCAGUUGAAGGCUGGGACCCCAUUUUAGUCAAUUUAGUCUAUUCUAAAUUACCCAACGAAACAUUGGCUCAAUGGGAACAAUCAUUAAACGCCAGUAGAGAGUUACCAACCUGGUCUCAAUUAAGUGAUUUUCUACUUAAACGAUGUGAAGUCGUAGAAAGAAUUUCCACUAUCAAAGUGAACAAAUCUGCUUUCCUUAAUCAAAAUGAAACUCAUUCACAAGUUCAAAUGUACUCAUCCCAAGAAAAACUUAAUUACAAAUGCAAAAUGUGCGAUGAAGAUCACAGUUUGAGAACUUGUUCGCAAUUUCGUAAGCUUUCAAUUCAAGAAAGAGUUGAUUUCAUUUUCAAGAAUAAGUUUUGUAACAAUUGUUUGUCACAAUCUCACACGAAAAAGAAUUGUAUGAGCAAAAAUUCCUGUUUAAAUUGUGGUAAAAAGCAUCACACACUGCUUCACAUGCGUUCUUUUAAUCCUCCUCGGAAUAGCUCAAAUCAAACGUGUCCAAACAAAAACGAUCAAAACAUAAAAUCUGAUCCAAAAACGACUAAUUCUAGAUCCGUUGAGUCAAAUGAAUCUGAAAACGGUCCAGCAACCUCAAAUGCUCACAAAACUUUCCAAGUUAAUGCGAAUUAUGCCAUGAGUGAUACUAAAGUCUUGUUACGAACUGCAAUGGUUCAAAUAGAAAGUAGAGGGGAAUUAUUCUCGAUUAGAGCUCUCAUUGACCCAGGUUCUGAGAGGACCUUUAUAUCUGAAAAGGUUCGAAAUCGUUUAAAUAUCCCAUCUAGAAAAUCAUACUGCGAAAUAAUAGGAGUUGGCGGUCAAACUCAAGUUUCAGAAAAAGAAUGUGAUUUGGUUUUGGUCUCGCACAAAUCCAAGUUUCGGUUACCCGUAACUGCUAUCGUUUUACCUAAAGUCACGAAUAAGAUUCCCUCGGUUUCCUUUGAACUCCCUAACCCAAUUGAGCUUUCUGGUAUUGACUUAGCUGAUCCAAAUUUUAAUAUAUCUUCCUCGAUCGAUUUAAUCCUUGGAAAUGACAGUGAGCGUUAUAUAAAUCUUGAUGGCAUCAAACGAGAUGUAUGUGGCUCUGCUUCUGCAUAUAGAACGGUUUUCGGAUGGGUGCUUAGUGGCCCCGUGAAGACUCAGCCAAUAUACUCGUUUUCAACAUGCGUUGGUUCCACUGAAGACUUUACCUUGGAUGAAUUAGUUCGGAAGUUUUGGGAGCAGGAAGAAAUUCCAUCAACCCGGCCAGCUUCUUCAGAGGAUGAAUAUUGUGAAAAAUUUUAUCAACAAACCACAACACGCUUACCAAAUGGACGAUAUAUGGUCAGAUUACCAUUUCGACAGGAGUUCCCGGAAUCAAGGUUUCUUAGCCCAUCAAGAUUUAUCGCUCUUAGUCAAUAUGUUCGGAUGGAACAGAUGUUGGAAAAAGAUCCCGCGUUAAGCACUCAAUAUAACGACGUGCUCAUUGAGUAUAUAACCCUCGAUCAUAUGGAAGAAACAACUUCUCGUGAGUACUUUUCGGAAAAUAAAUGUAACUCCUUUUAUCUCCCUCAUCAUGCAGUCGUAAGACCAGAAAGCAAAUCUACGAAGGUUAGGGUUGUUUUCAAUGCUUCCCGCAAAACUAAGUCAGGGUUUUCAUUAAACGACGUUCUUUAUACUGGUCCCACACUUCAAGCUGAUCUGAUGACAGUGAUAUUAAAUUGGCGUUUUUACAAAUUUGUUUUCAGCGGUGACAUACAAAAAAUGUAUCGUCAGAUAUUAGUCAAUCCCCAAGACAGACCGUUUCAGAGAAUACUCUUCCAAAAAUCCCCCCGGGAGGCCAUCAAAGAUUACCAGUUAAAGACUGUUACAUUUGGUAUAAAUUGUGCACCAUUUUUAGCCAUUAGGACAUUAAUCCAGUUAGCGUCUGAUUCCGAAGAUAAGUUUCCCAAAGCAGCUGAUAUAUUACGUAGAGAAACUUAUGUAGACGACAUUCUAACUGGUGGUCAUUCUCUCGAAGAGGUUAUAAAAUCCCAGAAAGAGCUGGUGCAAACUCUAGAAUCAGCUGGUUUCUUAUUAAAGAAAUUAACCUCCAAUAACUCUCGUUUGUUAGCUUCUUUUCCCAAAGAAGAUCUUUAUGAUUCUGAUUUUCUCAAAUUUCAUGAUUCCAGUGCGACAAAAACUCUCGGCAUUCGCUGGAACGCACUGACUGAUUCGUUCACAUAUACUUUUGAAUCUAUUCCUCAAGAAACAAAAAUAACCAAACGCAAAAUCGUAUCUUCAGUAGCCAAAUUGUUCGAUCCAGCUGGCUGGAUAUCACCCGUAGUCAUUAAAGGCAAAAUUCUCAUUCAGCAAUUAUGGCUGGAACGAAUAGCAUCUACAACUUUACCGCGCUUGGAACUUUCUGGCGCAGUUAUGCUAGCUAAACUAGUACAAUAUACGAUAUCUUCGCUUAAUAUGAAAAAUCACGAAAUCAUUUUAUGGUGUGACUCAUCGAUUGUUUUAGGAUGGCUUGCUAAGCCACCUUCAACCUGGAAAGAAAUCUAUGUUUCUAAUCGUGUAGGCCAAAUCCAUAAAUUAUUGCCAAAUGCAAAAUGGCGCCAUGUUCCAACUCAUUUCAAUCCCGCUGAUCUAGGUUCCAGAGGAUGCAGACCACAGGACUUAAUCAACAACCAACUUUGGUGGCAGGGCCCACCAUGGCUUACAAACCCGGUUUCGGAAUGGCCACAGAAUAAUCCGUUGAAUACCACGAAAUCUCCCGAAAUUUCUAUUCUUAAGCAAACACAAACCCAAAGCUUAACGGUUCCCAUCAGUAGCUUUCAAACUACAGUCUCUUCCGUAGACAUUCUUAAAAGAUUCUCCUCCUACACGAGAUCGUUAAGAGUUCUUGCAUACGUUUUUCGAUAUAUUCGGCGUUUUAAACCUUCGUUUGCCAAUCAAACCAACAACUUAGCUGAUCACAAUUCUCAACUCAGUCAACAGGAAGUCAAUUCU
Messenger RNA from Lucilia sericata (common green bottle fly), 3699 nucleotides. RefSeq lists its product as uncharacterized. Lineage: Eukaryota; Metazoa; Arthropoda; Insecta; Diptera; Calliphoridae. Gene Ontology annotation, biological process: proteolysis. The transcript has a single exon. The annotation marks the transcript as partial. Gene Ontology annotation, molecular function: aspartic-type endopeptidase activity. The record is from RefSeq and is a predicted model, not a curated record.